UCAGAGUGUGUAAUUGUGGACAAGGCCAUUGACCCAUGAUGACAGCCCACAAAAUAAUGCAAUAUCAGACUAAAUUGUUAGGAGUUGGCCCAGUACUGGAGAAACACAUGCAGGAUGAUAGCAAUGGGACCAAGAGACAUGAUAACAAACAUCAUCAGAGAUCAACCACAAUACUUAACUUCAUAUCAUGAGCUCGCGUCACCAACUCUUGAAAAGUGGUACAGGUAGCAAACAUGUAAGGCCAAAAUUGUUCACGGGUUUGAUUCCUAUUAUAAUGCAUUCAAUUGUCAUGUUCGUUACAAAAUAGAGAACCUAAUUUCAUUUCUUUAAUAGUAAUUAUAAAAAACUUUGCAAAAUAAAGGAGCAUGUCAUUUUACUUCUUGAUCAUGAAUAAAGCAUUUACCGUCCUCCUUGAUUUAUAGUUAUACAAAAAUUUAUAACUUGUUUCAGGUUAUAAUUUUUUUUAAGACAAAUGGAGUAGAUCAGACAUGUCAUUUAGUUCUUGAUCAUCAAUUAAGCAUCUACUGACCUACAUUAGUGCUACCAUGUUUUCAAAUCUAUAAGAUAACUUAUAGUUACACAAAUAUUUGUAAUUUAAAUAUUUAGUUAAACACCGCUACUUAAAUUAAAAGAGAGGCAGUACAUCAAACUGAAGGCAUCAUAAAUAAUUCAAUAUUUCGAAAUUAGCUUUCCACUCAAAUAAUGUGAUUACUACUGCAUUCUGGCAUCAUAAACUACAGGCUUCUUGUCAUUUUCUUUACUUCAUAUUUUAUGAAAAGAAAUGUUAGGUAACUUUUGUACUAUAAAUGUUAGAAAUAGUGUAAAAAAAAUUUCUAAUAUUCCAAGGAUCAUUUUCCAAAAACAUUCCAAAGUUAAUAAAAUAAAUAGUAUUCAGUCAUGUGAUUGGUCACGGAGAUACUUAGGAUAUAGACAUAUUGUUGGAUAUCUCAUAUGUAUCCUGUGUUACAUGAAAUUUAAUUUUCUGUUGACACUUUGAGGCAUUUUAUUUAUUGAAAUUUAGUACUAAGGCUUUUUCAAAUUUCUCUACUAUUAUUUUGGUCUGUUGAGAGAAAAAUGAAGUGCCAAUACUUGUUUUUACUCAUCAUUGGACUCUUUCUCAGCAUACUUCCCUCCUUUGCUUCUUAUGAGGAACCAAUUUAUGAUCACUCUGCAUAUACUGAGUGUAAAUCAGUGCCAGAAGACGCACUUUACAAUGGUGGGAUAAUGAAGGAUUAUAGGACAAAUGAAAAUAAAGUCAUUCGAUCAGAAACUAAUUCGUAUAACUUUGUUCUCAACAAUCUCUCUGGUGAUACCAUCUAUAGCUUUUCCAGUUGGAUCAGGAUACUUGAUGCAGAUUCAGCAGUGAUGAAGGCAAGCUUGAAAACAGAUGAUGGAACAGUUAAGUGUGUAGGAAAUGUGAUUGCUAGGGCUGGUUGCUGGUCAUUUUUAAAGGGUGGAUUUGUGCUUGAUUUGCCUUCCUCAUAUGGUCUACUUUAUCUCCAGAGAUCAGAUGGAGAAAAGUUAAAUAUCUCGAUUUCUAGUGUUUCGUUGCAGCCAUUUACUUAUCAACAAUGGAAGAAAAACCAACAAGACGCUAUCGAUAAAGGAAGAAAAUGCACCGCGAUUAUUCAUAUUUCAGACGUGCAAGGAGAAAGAGUGCCUGGAGCUUCAAUCAUAAUAGAGCAACUAUCUAGAGAUUUUCCAUUUGGUUCUGCUAUCACAAAGACAAUUCUUGGAAAUCCAGCAUAUCAGACAUGGUUUAAAGAGAGAUACAAUGCCGCAGUUUUUGAAGAUGAACUGAAGUGGUAUUCAACAGAAAAUCAACAAGGAGUAGUGAACUAUACAAUACCUGAUCAGAUGCUGGAAUUUGUCCGAAAGAACCAAAUCAUUACCAGAGGCCACAACAUAUUUUGGGAGGAUCCGAGAUACAUUCCUUCAUGGGUUCGGAACCUGACUGGUCCAGACCUUAAAUCAGCUGUAACCUCCAGGAUACAGAGUUUGAUGAACAAAUACAAGAAUGAAUUCAUUCAUUGGGAUGUCGAUAACGAGAUGCUUCAUUAUGAUUUCUAUGAACAAAGACUUGGCAUCAACACAAGUCUUGAGUUUUUUCAAACAGCACAACAGUUAGACCCUUUAGCCAAAUUGUUUAUGAAUGACUAUAAUGUUGUAGAAACUUGCUAUGACAUGAAUUCAACAGUUGAUGCAUACAUUUCCAAGUUGAGAGAUUUAAAACAAGGUGGAAUAUUCAUGGAUGGAAUUGGCCUAGAAGGACAUUUUACAGUACCAAAUCCUCCACUUAUCAGAGCAGUGUUAGACAAAUUGGCUACACUUAAACUUCCUAUAUGGCUUACAGAAGUUGAUAUCAGCAAGAAUCUUGAUAAAGAAACUCAGGCUAGAUAUCUAGAGAUGGUUUUGAGAGAGGGAUUUUCACAUCCAGGUGUAAAUGGAAUCAUGCUUUGGACAGGAUUACAUUCUAAUGGAUGUUACCAAAUGUGUUUAACAGAUAACGAUUUUCAUAACCUACCUGCUGGGGACAUAGUUGAUAAUUUGCUGAAAGAAUGGCAAACUGGUGUGGUGCAUGGUGAAACUGAUGAGCAUGGUUCAUUUAGCUUUUCUGGUUUUUUAGGCGAGUAUAAAAUUAAUGUCAAAUCUGGAAACAGAACAACUAAUUCAACAUUCUCGUUAUACAGAGGAGAUGACACCAGGCAUUUGAAUAUUCAUUUGUAAUGAUGUUACUCAGAUGAGUAAUGUUUGCACGCGCUUUAACUAUUUCAAUAGAUAUAUUAGAUGUUUCUCGAGAAUAUAACACUAUUAAUAUAUGGGUAUUCUUUAAGAUA
Molecule: messenger RNA, 2837 nt
Organism: Solanum lycopersicum (tomato)
Lineage: Eukaryota; Viridiplantae; Streptophyta; Magnoliopsida; Solanales; Solanaceae
Product: endo-1,4-beta-xylanase 5
Biological process (GO): carbohydrate metabolic process
Molecular function (GO): hydrolase activity, hydrolyzing O-glycosyl compounds
Source: RefSeq, a predicted model, not a curated record